This is a messenger RNA of Ornithorhynchus anatinus (platypus), 2380 nucleotides long. RefSeq names its product stanniocalcin 1 (gene STC1). Gene Ontology annotation, cellular component: extracellular region. The coding region runs from base 180 to 923 and encodes 247 amino acids. The record is from RefSeq and is a predicted model, not a curated record. NCBI's taxonomy places the organism in Eukaryota, Metazoa, Chordata, Mammalia, Monotremata, Ornithorhynchidae. The transcript is spliced from 4 exons. Gene Ontology annotation, molecular function: hormone activity. Gene Ontology annotation, biological process: intracellular calcium ion homeostasis.
CAGGCAGGCAGGCAGCAGCAAGCAGCAGCAGCAGCAAGCAGGAGCAACAGCAGCCAGUGUCCAUCAGAUCCUCACCUAGACCUUCGGGUAUCCAGAUCCACAUCUUCACUCAAGCCGAGGGAGGGAAAAAAGGAGAGAGGAGGGGGGGGGAGAAAAACUUAGCGGAAACUUCUCAGAGAAUGCUCCAAAACUCAGCCUUGCUUCUGGUCCUGGUAAUCAGUGCUUGUGCAGCCUAUGAAGCCGAGCAGAAUGACUCUGUGAGUACUAGGAAGACCAGAGUGGCAGCGCAAAACUCAGCUGAAGUGGUUCGCUGCCUGAACAGUGCCAUUCAGGUAGGCUGUGGAGCAUUUGCCUGCCUGGAGAACUCCACUUGUGACACAGAUGGGAUGUACGACAUUUGUAAAUCUUUCCUGUACAGCGCUGCUAAAUUUGACACUCAGGGAAAAGCCUUCGUCAAGGAAAGCCUUAAGUGCAUUGCCAAUGGAGUUACCGCCAAGGUCUUCCUGGCUAUUCGGAGAUGCUCGACUUUCCAAAGAAUGAUCUCUGAGGUGCAGGAAGAGUGUUACAGCAAGCUGGACAUGUGCGGUAUCGCAAAGCGAAACCCGGAAGCAAUAACAGAAGUGGUGCAGCUUCCAAAUCACUUCUCCAACAGAUAUUACAACAAGCUGGUCCGGAGCCUCUUGGAGUGUGAUGAGGAGACAGUGGGAACGAUCAAAGACAGCUUAAUGGAGAAAAUUGGUCCCAACAUGGCCAGCCUCUUUCACCUCUUGCAGACAGAUCACUGCUCCCAAACCCACCCACGAUCUGAUUUUAAUAGAAGGCGUAUCACUGAGCCCCAGAAGCUAAAAAUCUUCUUCAGGAACCUCCGAGGUGAGGGUUCCCUUCCCUCCCAUAUGAAACGCACCUCAACAGAGAGCGCUUAAUGAUUCACCAGAAGCAUUCAAAAUCCUACCAAGUUAGUCUCAUUUUAGAGGAGUUAAAACACCACCUUGAGUGUUCUGUGCCCAAUUUGAUUCUAUUUCUCCCCUCCACCCCCCAUAGUUUCUGUUUUCUAUUCCCCUUAAGGCAACUGCAUGGAAUUAGGCUUCAGUAUUCAAUGUCCCAAUGUUCUGCAACAAAAAUAUUUUCCCCCCAACAGAACAGGCUAGGUUCUUGGAUAUGAUCUUACUGCAUCCCUCAACAGAAACCACCCCUCACACCCACCCACCCAGUUCCUUACUCCCACUUCUCCUUCCCCUCUGCCAUCACCACCAAACCAUCCAUGUAAAUCCCAACAACAUGAGUUGACAAUUUGGAGCCUUUUAGAAUAGUUAUCCCAGUGGAGUUAGCUGAUAGGUAACAACUUAACCGAAAUGCAUGUCUUGAAUGUUCAUAAAGGUGUUGAAUGGAAUUCGUGUUAUGAAUCUGUGCUGGCCAUGGACGAAUAUGAAUGUCGUGAUGGAAUUCUUGGUCUCUAAUGAACUAGUGUCAUAGUCUUAAUCCUCAAAAGUCUAAUUUCCUUUUCAGACGUUUUAUCUACCAAAUUGCUCGAGCCUAGUUCUCUAACUAGACCCUGAGACUGCAUCUUCUUGCAUUUAAAGAAAAAAAAAAUCCUAUCAUCUUUAUGUACUGUAACUGUUCAGAGCUUUAAAAGUACAAUUGUCUUAAAACUAGAGUAUCUUAAGGUCUAACUGUGGAAUAUAAAUAGAUGAAAACUUAUGUACUGUACAUAAAUUCCAGAGGAGUCUGCUUAGAAGAAGCAGAAUAUAAUAACUUUAUUGCAUAUAGAUUUAGUUUUGUAACUUAGCUUUAUAUUUCUUUUCCUGGAAUGGUAUCUCUAUCACGUGAUCAGAAGUAUACAUACACAAACGCUCCUUGUGGCCUUUUAUAAUGAAGGUGGUAGAACUAGUUCCACUGUACAUCAUAACUUGAGAAGGGUCUGUACCGGACUAGAAAAACCGACAGGUAUUUCUGAAACACCCCGGGUUAGUAGUCAUUGACCUAAAAUCCACCUCUAGCCAGAGGCUCCUCCUAAUUUAGGCCUAUCCUGAAGCGGUUCUGGCCCAUUAUCCCGGUAACCAUGGGAGAGACACAGCAUUUCCUGAGGUUGGGACCACCCCGGUGGUACCAGCUGUGUCUUGAGAAGCGGUACUUCUCAGAUCGGCACCCUUCGCUGGUGACCGUCGCCGCCCCAGCUCAGCGCGCGGAUCAGCGGGGAAGGAGGAGGAUUUUCCAUAAGUUAGGCUUCGGUGACCCAGCCUGCCCAUCUCCUAUUUGGGACAUGGGGCCUGAAGCAAUGAAAAUAGACCUGGACUGUCCAGCCUUAACGAAUCCCUUGGCAUUUGUUCUGUAGCACGUUGCCUGCCAAAGCAGUCCUGGCAGCUGAGACAUCUUUGCAGUA